AUGUCUUCCAACGGCGCAUCCAUCACCCGGAUUGACUCGAGAUCCCCAGUCCACGCCAGACCAUUUUCUCCCAUUAAUCACGUCGUAAAUGUGGAUGGUCGCUCAUCUCUGGACAGCGAACGCAGCUCCACGUCUUCUCCCGUAGUUGGCAUCAAUGGACAUUUCCGUGCCCUCGUGGACGAGGAGGGCUUGGACCCCGUCGAGAAGCUGAAGAGAGAACUCGAACGCGAGAGAGACGAGAAAGAUAACCUUGCUGCACAGUAUCGUAACCUCUUAGCCAAACUCACGACGAUGCGUACAAGCCUAGGCAAUAAGCUGCAACAGGAUGCUGAAGAACUCGAUAGGAGGGAACAACUUGUUCAGCAUCUUACGGCUCAGAAUGAGGAUCUGGUUUCCACAGUCGAGACUUUGAAAGCCGAGCUCAUCGCAUCUCAUGAAGAAGCAGAACACAAUUCAAAAGAGCUAGAUACAAUUCGGAGUCAGGUCCUGAACGAAAAUGCGCAGGAAAGUCUUCUACGCGAACGUGAGCUUCGGGAGACUUUGAGUGAGCUUGAGCGAUGCCGCAUCGAACGUAGCGAAUGGGAACGCGCCACAAUGCAGGAGAAGAUGUUGGGUGAUGAAGCAAGAUUAAACCUGGAGACGUUGAGGCGUGAUCUGGAGAUGGAACGCGAAGUCCGAGAUCGAGAGUCAGUUGAGUUGGCCGCAGCACGGGAGACUGCGACUAACUUACAGUCAGUGCUAGAGGAUUUUUCAGCAUCCAAGGAACACGAACUUUCACAAGCUGUGAAGGACUACAGGUCUCAGCUUCAUGAUGUCAACAUAUCAUUAACCGAAUUCAAGCGACGAGCUCUAGACGCAGAGGCCCAGCUUGACGAACUGAAAAUCAAUGCCUCGCGGACACAAGAGCUAGAACAGGACGUCAAGGAGAAGAAUCUAUUGAUCGGCAAGCUGCGACACGAAGCCGUAAUCAUCAACGAACACCUUAUGGAAGCCCUCCGUAGACUUCGGCGCAAUUCAUCGGACACGAAUGUAGAUCGGAGAUUGGUCAACAAUAUUCUUCUAUCAUUUCUUUCCACUCCACGUGCCGAUGCAAAACGCUUCGAAAUGCUCACGCUCCUUGCAUCUAUUCUAUCAUGGACGGACGCCGAACGUGAAAAGGCAGGCCUCCAGCGUUCUUCGAUAACCGCUUCACCUGGCCAUUCAUUCUGGGGACGUCCAUCAAAUAUCGGGUCACCAAGUCAAAAGGCAGUUGAUUUGGAAAGGACAGAUGAGACCGAGUCUUUUUCCCGCCUAUGGGUAGAAUAUCUGCUCACAGAAGCAAAUCAGGGCGAAACGCCCACAAGACAAACACGCUCGAACGCCUCAGUCCCAAACAGUCCUAUGCACUCACCAAAUAUUCUCUCCUCGCCAACGGGGCUAAAGGGAACACGGCGCCUAGCAUCAUUCACUAGCGCAGCAAGCACGGCAAGCUUACCAAGCUUGGCGCUGCCGCCGUCCCGGAAGGGUAAGGAAAAGGAGGUCGUACCGUGA
Suillus plorans is the source of this 1530-nucleotide messenger RNA. RefSeq lists its product as uncharacterized. The transcript is spliced from 6 exons. Gene Ontology annotation, biological process: Golgi organization; endoplasmic reticulum to Golgi vesicle-mediated transport. The coding region runs from base 1 to 1530 and encodes 509 amino acids. Gene Ontology annotation, molecular function: small GTPase binding. Gene Ontology annotation, cellular component: Golgi apparatus. NCBI's taxonomy places the organism in Eukaryota, Fungi, Basidiomycota, Agaricomycetes, Boletales, Suillaceae. The record is from RefSeq and is a predicted model, not a curated record.